Phasianus colchicus (ring-necked pheasant) is the source of this 5702-nucleotide messenger RNA. NCBI's taxonomy places the organism in Eukaryota, Metazoa, Chordata, Aves, Galliformes, Phasianidae. The record is from RefSeq and is a predicted model, not a curated record.
CUGCGCGUGGGCGGCGCCGCCCGGAACUCCCCGCCGCGGCGGUCGCUGUGGAAACCGUGCCGGCGGCCCGCGGCGGAGGCACCGGGAAUGCAGCUGAAUGGAGCUGAAAGGGCCACAGAUGAAAGAACUUGAACACGUUUCUGAAAGUUUAAGAUGUGUCUGGCAGUGACUUGCUUACCUUAGUAACAAAGAAGAGUAUUUCAACAGCAGCUUAGGAUACCUGUAUGCCAAUUUAUUAACCUACUAACUGGAAUGCUGUUCUGACAACAAUUCUCCAUAGCAAACUACUGGCUUUGCUACAGUACAGUAGUGUUUUCUCUACUGAUAAUGCAGCUCAAUGGAGGAAAGUAAUGUUUUGAUAAGCAUGCGAGAAGACCAGUCUUUUCAUGUGCGAUACAGUGUAUUUAGACUUCAAAAAUGUGGAAGGCCAGUAAGCAUGGAUCCAUAUAGCUUCAAUUUGUUGCAGAGAUUCCUGUAGCUGUUGAAGCAACUUUUCUGGAGGUGUGCUCAAGUAGUAUUAAAUUUUGACUUCUUUUUUACCCAAACAAUUUUUAAUUCUCAUUCUCAUUUCCUUCCUAUGAUUCUGGUUGAAUUGAAAUAGCUGAUACUCAUCAGCUUUAGCUUUCUGUAUGGGGAAGAAAACACAACACCAAAAUGGAAAACAAAACACAUCUUUCAUAUGUAUAAGUGGUACUAAAUCAGGAUUGCAGAGUCAUAAGAUUGUUUCAAGUUCCUUCACAAAACAGUAAUGCUGCCUUUGCAUCUGGCAGUCUUUGAAAUAAUGUGAAAUUACUUGAGUGCAGAGAAUAUCAGAAAAAUUCCUGGUCCACAGCAUUCUCAAAUUGCAAAUAAGAACAUGAUUUUUUAAUGGGCUAACUCAAUUUAUAUGUCUGGAGUGACUUUUUUUGCCAUACAGGCAUUUUACUGAAAGCUCUACUGCAAUCCUUUCAAGCUAAAAAUGAGAGGAAAUGAACAUGAUUGUAUAAUGUUCUAAGGCUUCGCACUGAGGAGCACCAUAUUUUCUAGCCAUCACUUUAAUUAGGCAUGUCAGUUAACAUGAGGUGCCCGGAGAGAACCUCUUUGGAUAGGAUUAAGAUUACCCAAUGAUGUGUUUAAGUCUUAAACCUGCAGUUGCUGAUGGUGUAACAUGCUGUGCUUAAUCAUUUCUGCCUUUUUCUGUCUUACAUUCAACACCUGCACCAUGUAAUAAAAAACAAGUUGUGUGCUCUAGCAAUAGGAGUGCUUUAGCUUCUCUGAGAAGCUUCCAAAGUUGCCAUCACAUGUGUUAUGGAUAUCCAACCUGAGAAGUUGUGCCUGGGAAGAACUUCAUACUUCAGUUACCAUUUGCUAUUGGCAUCAUUACCGACUACCAAGCAGACAGUGUUUUUAAUUGCAAAAGUUAAAUAUGUCUGUCAUCUCACUGUGCUUAAGUUGUGGAAUGUCAAAGACCAGCAGGUAUGGUACUAUUUUGUGUUAGUAGCUUAUUUUACUUACAAUCCAGAUUCUUCUGGUUCUCUUGGCAAGUCAGUAGGUUUGUCAAAAAUGCUUUCUUUUUACUCUGGUUUCUGUAGAAUGUUGUAUAAAACUAUUUCUUUUCUGAUUUAGAAAAAUAAAUGUAAAAAUUGCAGGUACACUAAAUAUUUUGUUUCUGUGUCUUGUAGAAACAGCUGUCUUCUAGUGCUGCUGCUAAAACAGCUGUUGGAAAAGCAAACAUUUGUAAUUGUUACUGAUCUUGCAUAUAAAGGAAAGCAGACAUAUGUUUUGAACUAGAUUUCUAGAAUAUUUAUUCUUACAACCACGUAGAUAUUAUUAUUUGAUAUUUGAUAUUAUUUGAUAACAAAGAUAUAUUAAAUUAUGCAAAAUGUCUUAUUUUGGACUGCAGUGCCAAACAGCCAAAACAUAGUCCAUCUAGAAGAAAGACUUAAAACAAUACACCAAUUGACAAAGUCAUGGCCAACAUUUUUUGGCAGUAUUUGGCGCACGCUUUUUGAAUGAUUAGAGAAUGUCUCUUACUAAUUUUCUUCUCAAAAAAAUCUUCUAAAAGCAGAAUGGUGGCAUUUUUGUAAGCUUUGCUAAAAUGCAGAUGUUCCUAAAAAACUAGAGAACACUUCAGGAUUAUGACUCUAAAGCUGUCUUCCUCUCUACCUUCUGCCUUCCUACCCUCCUCAUAUCUCAAUUGUAAAGUACGAAAUUUUCAUGUAUGGUUGUUAACACUUCAUGAAACUUUAGCUUUUUACCUUUUGUAUGCCUGAAUUUGCAAUAGUGGAAGUGCAUAUGAAUAUUUUUUGGCAGCCACUGUUCUCUCUCAGAGCUCCUUUAUUCUUUGUUCAAAAUAUAAUCCACAGAUUCACUGAUAUCUUCUUUACUGCUUGCAGUAUUUUAUACCUGCAUAAAUAUAUGGUUAUUUGUUCAUAAUAAUCCAACAUAUUCCAGUGUCUUCUGGAUUUAUGGCUUUUCAUUAAAGUAACAGGAACUGACAUACAUUUGUUAAUUAAGUCUAUUUUUUUCUUUGCACUGAGAAUUUUCAUAGCAGUGACACUAUAGGAAAUAAAUUAUGAAGUAGUAGUGAAUUACAUAGGAAAGACCUUUAGGAGAAGUAGUCGUGGCCUUUGAUACACAAGAACAUUUGGACUUUUAAGAUGUUUGCUUUUAAUAAUACAUUUUGUAAGUUACUACAUUAGCUUCCUAAAAGUAAAAUUGACUUCUUCAGAGAUGCAGAGUUGGAAGGGAGAAAGCAAUUGCUGUGAGCCUGUUGUAAAUACUGCCACAUCCAUUUGUACCUCUGUGUCACCAUUACAGUGUUCAAUUCUUUGAUUAUUCUGCCUUCGCGAGCCUAUUAGUAAAAAGCUAAAACUACAUUAUUACAUUUGUCAAAAUCAGUAUUUGGCAGUAGUCACUUGAGUUUUAUUUCAUUGUUCUGAAAUUAUCUAGAUGGUGAAUAUUCAGUGUUUUAGGAUCCCUUUAGAUGCUGUAUAUGGACAAAGCAGUGUUUGGAUUUCCUCCUCGAGACAAAAAUAAAAGCAGUUGAAGCUUUUUGUUCCACUGCUAUGUUUGCAUAUUACUACUGAGGUGCCAAGUUUUGUUUCAGCCUUAGCUUCUGUAAUGUUAGAGAAUCAUAGUGGUUGGUUGUACUGAGGUGCUGACUUCCUGUCCUCAACAAAUGAAGAUCACCCUCGAAGUAAAAUGCACCUUUUCAGAACUCAAGAUUACUGGACAAAGUACUGCAUACAGAGUGACAGGCAUCUCUUUUUACUUAACCUAUGCAGGAUGGAGGCUUCUUGCCUGGAGCUGGCUUUGGAAGGUGAGCGCCUGUGUAAAGCAGGAGAUUGCCGAGCUGGUGUGUCUUUCUUUGAAGCAGCUGUUCAGGUUGGAACUGAAGACUUAAAAACACUCAGUGCUAUUUACAGCCAGCUAGGCAAUGCCUAUUUCUACUUGCAUGAAUAUGCAAAGGCCUUGGAAUACCAUCACCAUGAUUUAACUCUUGCAAGGACAAUUGGAGAUCUAGUGGGAGAAGCUAAAGCUAGUGGAAAUCUGGGCAACACCUUGAAGGUACUCGGAAACUUUGAAGAAGCUAUUGUUUGUUGUCAAAGACAUCUGGAUAUUUCCAGAGAGCUUAAUGAUAAGGUUGGAGAAGCUAGAGCACUGUAUAACCUGGGAAAUGUUUAUCACUCUAAAGGGAAAAAUGUGGCUUGUGCUGGAACACAUGAUCCAGGGGAGCUUCCAGAGGAUGUGAAAAAUGCUUUGCAAAAAGCUGCAAAUUACUAUGAGGAAAACCUGACAAUAGUCACAGAGCUGGGUGAUAGAGCAGCACAAGGACGUGCCUUUGGAAAUCUGGGAAACACACACUACCUUCUGGGCAACUUCAGGAGUGCAGUUUUAGCCCAUGAACAGCGUCUCCUAAUUGCAAAAGAAUUUGGUGACAGAUCAGCUGAAAGAAGAGCAUACAGCAAUCUUGGAAAUGCCUACAUAUUCCUGGGUGAAUUUGAAACCGCUUCUGAAUACUACAAGAGGACAUUACAGCUGGCUAGGCAGCUUAAAGAUAGAGCUGUGGAAGCACAGGCCUGCUACAGUCUUGGAAACACAUACACUCUGCUUCAGGACUAUGAGAAAGCAAUUGAUUAUCAUUUGAAACACCUUGUGAUUGCUCAGGAAUUAAAUGACAAAAUUGGUGAAGGAAGAGCAUGCUGGAGUUUAGGGAAUGCAUAUACUGCUCUGGGCAAUCAUGACCAAGCUAUGCACUUUGCUGAGAGGCACCUGGAGAUCUCCAGAGAGGUAGGAGAUAGAAGUGGGGAACUCACUGCUAGACUUAAUCUCUCAGAUCUUCAAAUGGUUCUUGGAUUAAGCUAUAGCACAAACACCUCCAUGAUAUCAGAAAGCCAUGCGGUAGAUAACAGUCUGAAUGGUACCCGGCCAAGGGUAGGACGUCGUCACAGUAUGGAGAACAUGGAACUUAUGAAAUUAACACCAGAAAAGGUUCAGAAUUGGAACAGUGAGAUUCUUGCUAAACAGAAACCACUCAUUGCCAAACCUUCAGCAAAACUGCAUUUUGUAAAUCGACUCAAAGGCAAAAAGUAUAAAAACGGCACCGCUUCCAAAGUUCUGCAGGAUGCCAGUAAUUCUAUUGACCACCGCCUUCCCAACUCUCCGAGGAGAAACAGUCGAGAAACAGUGGCAGAUGAAGGGUUCUUUGAUCUGCUGAGCCGAUUCCAGAGUAACAGGAUGGAUGAUCAGAGAUGCCACUUCCAGGAGAAGAACAGAUUCUCAGCUGCUUCAGUAGCAACGUCCUCUACUCCACCUAAAACAAUACGAAAGUCCUUUUCUGCUUCCGUAGUCUCACCCCACACUGAUGACUUUCUGGAUUUACUUGCGAGCUCACAGAGCCGCCGCCUCGAUGACCAACGCGCCAGCUUUAGCAAUCUACCUGGCCUUCGUCUUAACCAUCGCACCAGUCCAUCUGUGUUGGGCCACUUAAUGGCCAGUAACAACAGAGAGCUAGAUGAGGACUUCUUUGAUAUAUUAAUCAAAUGCCAGGGUUCUAGACUGGACGAUCAAAGAUGUGCUCCUCCAUCAUCUGCAAAAGGACCAACUGUACCAGAUGAGGACUUUUUCAGCCUCAUUGUACGAUCCCAAGCUAAGAGAAUGGAUGAACAAAGAGUCCACUUACCCUCUGCUAUAAAAGGACCGAGUUCUAGCUGAGGAGAAACACAGGCUCAUACUGUACAGUAGCAUCUUAAGUUUCAUUUUUGUUUGCUGGAAAAACAUACGUGUCUUUUUACAAAGGACUGCAAUUAGUAGUUUUGUCUCCUUUAUAAUCACUUUUUGUACAAUAGCAGCACUGCACUUGUGAUUGGUAGUUGGAGUUGUGUCUUAGUAUCAGGCAGCUACUUCUAGCUGUGUCUGAGAUACAGGUUACUGUAUCUCCCUCUUAAUCGCCUCUAGUUUAUGAACAUUAACAGCAUUUUUUUUCUCUCUCAAGGUAUUGUUGUUGCUGGUGUGCGAUCUCUACCACACCUAGUUUGAGACUUAGGUUUGUAUGCUCUUUAUAAGGAUAAAGACUUGAUUUUUUUUCUGAUUUGUACCUCCCUGAAAAAAGGUCCCAUUUUCUUUUAUACUUUUUUUUAAUAAAAGUAAUCGAGAAAUUACUUCAGUACUGAGUCUGACUUUGCUUCUUCCAAUCUGUGUUUCUGCAUCAUGUUAAUUAA